Molecule: messenger RNA, 1082 nt
Organism: Bursaphelenchus xylophilus (pine wood nematode)
Lineage: Eukaryota; Metazoa; Nematoda; Chromadorea; Rhabditida; Aphelenchoididae
Source: the annotation of a GenBank genome assembly
AUGAAGCAUGUCGAAGAAAGCAUCAUUCCCAAGAUCGAGGAGAUCAAAAGGAUGGAACAAAAAGUCCUAGCUCUUCAAGACAGCUUGAAUCGAGCUCAAAAGGAAGCGUUGAGGAAACAAGGAUACACAAGGAUGACUCUAGAACAAGCAAACAAAUUUUAUGUGGGCGACGAGGAGCUAAUGCAAGUUAUCAAGGAAGAAGAGAGUUUGGAAGAGAUGAUCCACGAGAUGGCAGAGUACAAAGGUAAAUCAGGAAACCAGACACCGGGUCAUGCGGCAAAAAUGACGCAUUAGGAAACAUUUGAAAUGUUUUCUAGAAUAUAUUGCGAUGCAUUUUUGCCACAUGAUCCGGAUCUCGCCCUGGACUGUAAUAGCCUUCCUUUUAGCGCCCAAACGUUCGAAACGUCAAAUCCUUCAACUCAGACUACUCCAACCUUACGCCUUCGUGAACAAACAACUAAUCACCUCAAUUCUUGGACUCAAUCUUCUCUCACCUUAUGCCUUCUAUCAAACAAUACUGGCCCCAAAAAUUCUUUCCGUAAGCACUCAACUAUAAUUUACACCCCAACUUAUUUUCAGAUGGACGUCUUAAUUCCCCGAGCAUUCAUCUCCUCGGUAUUAUCACCCAGUCUUCUAAUUAGCCGGAUCCUAUCCCCUUCUGCCUUCCGCUACAAACUUUUGUCGCCUUCAUUUAUGUCCGCAGUCAUUCUUACCCCCGAAACUUUCAAAGCAAGUAUUUUGUCGCCAAAUGCCCUGGGUGCAAGAGUAUUAUCUCCAGACGUUUUGACAACCAAAGUUUUAUCUCCAUGCAAGUUCACACCACCUUAUUCAAACGCAUUUUUUCUUUUCUAGCUCUGGGCUCACUAAAAAUAAAUUCACCAUCAAUCGGAAGGUUGCUUGUUUUAUCUCCCUCUUUAUUUGGUACCAAUAUUCACAGCAAAAGUCGCAUGGUCAUCCAGGUAUGAUAAUUUUGCAACGAAAACAAGCAUGUUCAAACACGCCGUAAUUUACACCCUUUUUUAGAUUCUAUCCCCAUCCAUUAUGGGAAUAAGCAUCAAUCCCAGAGAUUAAAGGAAGCGUAG